This is a messenger RNA of Komagataella phaffii GS115, 849 nucleotides long. RefSeq names its product 40S ribosomal protein S4. Lineage: Eukaryota; Fungi; Ascomycota; Pichiomycetes; Pichiales; Pichiaceae. The coding region runs from base 1 to 849 and encodes 282 amino acids. Gene Ontology annotation, biological process: translation. The transcript has 2 exons. The record is from RefSeq and is a predicted model, not a curated record. Gene Ontology annotation, molecular function: RNA binding; structural constituent of ribosome. Gene Ontology annotation, cellular component: ribosome; cytosolic small ribosomal subunit.
AUGGCUAGAGGACCAAAGAAGCAUCUAAAGCGUCUCGCAGCUCCAUCCCACUGGAUGCUUGACAAGUUGUCGGGUACUUAUGCCCCAAGACCAUCCCCAGGUCCUCACAAGUUGCGUGAGUCCCUGCCAUUGAUUGUGUUCUUGAGAAACCGUCUUAAGUAUGCUUUGAACGGUCGUGAGGUCAAGGCCAUUUUGAUGCAGAGACACGUCCAGGUCGACGGUAAAGUCAGAACCGAUGCUACAUUCCCAGCUGGUUUCAUGGACGUCAUCACUUUGGAGGCCACCAACGAAAACUUCAGAUUGGUCUACGACGUCAAGGGUAGAUUUGCUGUCCACAGAAUCACCGACGAGGAGGCCACUUACAAGUUGGGUAAGGUUAAGAAGGUGCAAUUAGGAAAGAAGGGUAUCCCAUACUUGGUCACCCACGACGGUAGAACCAUCAGAUACCCUGACCCAGAUAUCAAGGUUAACGACUCUAUCAAGAUUGACCUGGCUACCGGAAAGAUUUUGGACUUUGUUAAGUUUGAUGUUGGUAAGUUAGUCAUGGUUACCGGUGGUCGUAACUUGGGAAGAGUCGGUGUCAUUACCCACCGUGAAAAGCACGAGGGUGGUUUCGACUUGGUUCACAUCAAGGAUGCUCUGGAAAACCAGUUCGUUACUAGAUUGUCCAACGUUUUCAUCAUUGGUGAAGCUAACGCCCCAAUCAUCUCCCUUCCAAAGGGUAAGGGUAUCAAGUUGUCCAUUGCUGAGGAGCGUGACCAGAGACGUCAACAACAGGGUCUGGAUGUUGAGGCCGAAGAAGAGGUUGAGGAAGAGGCUGACGUUGAUUCUGAAGUUGAUUUUGAGUAA